GAAUGAUAAGCUUAGUUAAUACUGUUUCUUUCAUGUACAAGUCUAAACAUAAAGCUUUCGCGUUGCGUUUGUUUAGAAAUGCGUCCUGCCUUUGAAAAAAAGCCGCUGGUAAAGCGUGAUGGUCAAAAUUGGUGGGAAAUGAACAAGACUGGUCCUAAUACCUCAGAUUUCGAGGCUUUAUUAACCGAACGUGACCGCGGUAAGAAUCUUAAAACAUGUACACGACUGCAGUCUCGAACAACUACCGUUGCUCGCAAAGACAGCCUUCCAAUCAUUGCUGAACAGCCGGAUCAAACGUGUUUUAGUAGAGCGGCGCCUAGCCUCGCCUUGAGUGAAGAGUGCAACCAGUCAUUGGGAUCAAGGAAUGAAAAAAUUCGGAUAUGUAUUAAACGAUGGAAGAAAUUAAGUAGUAACAAAUCCAGUGUAUCGGCGACAUGCCCUUUAACAACUGGUUGUCACGAGCACUUUGAGGUAAGUUAUCUUCAGUGAGUUGGAAUUGUUUUUAAACGUUCAGGAUGUGAAAAUCAAGCACUCAGUAUUAUUUGAAAAAAGGCUAAGAAUUAAACAGAGCACUGCAGCUUAACAGAUUUAUAUUUGAUCCGCCACAUCAUUUACUGGGAUUUGGAGCUUUCAGCCAUCUAGGAUCAGACUAGCCUACUUUGUGAACUUAAAUGACUACUACGUUUUUAGACUAACCAAGGAUUUAGAUACUUAUAUUUUAGAAAUCAUUUCUAAAAGCUCAGUACAUGAUAUGAUUGAAAGCUUAUUAGUCCGUCAUCAUUCGUCUAAAAUUAACUGAGCUUCGGUGUAGCUCUUUCCCUGGACUGUUAAGAACUGAACUUGAUUUCAGUGGGACAAGUUUUCUCCUGUCUUUUUCUAUAAGUACCUCAAUCCGGCAAAGCUCAAUAGAUGGGUCACCAACAACACUCAAGUCUCAGCUUGCAACAGCGGCAGUCCGAUCGUAACUUUUUCAUUGUAAACGCUUGCGGUUGGACACUAGACAAAAUAACAAAAAUUUCACUAACAGACAAAGUAACAUCCCAACCCUACUGUUUGUAUAUCGUGCAGGAGGCCUUACUUUCCUAGUUGUCUCACGUCUCGUUUCCCCUUCCUGUAUCUAACUGAUAGGCAUGAAGGUGUCCCCAUGCACGCAAGCCUCUGAGCUGUCACGCUAUCGCUCCUAGGGGCCCAAACAAUAAAUCCCUCUGUGUGAAAGUAAGGGAUAAAAAGUGAUUAGUUUUACUGAAAUUGCUGUGGAGCGAUCCUUUAGAUUCUGGGUGAUAUUAAUCAAUUGAGGACAUCAUCAUGUGUGGUUUUUGUUUUGCUAUGUACUGCGCAUGAUUAUCACUGCAUGCUCUCUCCGUGAGAUCUUUCGCAUCAGCCCGACUAAAUAAAAUAUUGUGUACCGUGAAGAUAAGUGUAUGUUACCCAGAUGUAUUUUGCGGUUAAUUGAGUUAUUUGACCCACAUGCUAUCGAAUAUGGUAAAUUUGUGGUAAUGCAUGAAUGCACGAUAACGAUUAACUGCUGUUUAUACCUUUUCACGGUUUUUUCGACUUUUUUAUAUGGACAAGUUCGGAAAAAUCCGUCGACACCACUGAAAAGAGCGCUAUAAAAUUAAUAAAAUUGCCAAAUUUGAAAGUGAUUUGUUGAAAACUUAUGAAGAUAUAGCGCCUCAAAUGUUGGUAUGGUGGGGGGGGGGGGGGGGGGGCAAGUUUGUGCCUCCCCGCCCUCCCCCCCCCUUACAAACGUCUGUAAUUUCUCGACCUUGAGGAGCUGUAUCUUCAUUAGUUUUGAACUAAUCACUUUCAAAUUUGGCAAUUUUAUUAAUUUUAUAGCGCUCUUUUCAGUGGUGUCGACUGAUUUUUCCGAACGUGUUCAUGUCAAAAUUUGGUUGGAAAAAAUUGAGCUGACGAGGGACCUUACAACCAAUCAGAGGGCGAACUGACGGAAGAUAACUAAGGUAAAGGACCCAAAUAAAAAAAGGGAAAGAAAUCGAGAGAUGGUCUGGUAACUGUUUCGGAAAAACUUACAAUUAUUCUAAUGCAAGUAAAAGAGAAAUUUUGGUUAAUUCUAAGAUUCGCUGUUUAAAAAUUGACAGGGUUAGCUUUUGAUCAUUAUAUGCCUCUGGGAAACAGCCCACCCACCCCUCUCCUAAGCCAACAUUAACACUUACCUCUCACUUAGGGCAAAAUGUUGGCUUAGGGGAGGGGUAGCACGAAAUGCUGUCCGGUAUGGUAUAGUGUGAACAGCCUUAGUUUCAAGAAGCUCCUUAAAAGUUUUACAAAUUUGUUGUCUCGGAAGAUCUUAAAACUGAACUGCAUGUUUAUUUUCCUUGCUUAGUUCUGUGCUGUGCAUGUGAGAAUCCAAAUGGGCUGGGUCCUCACCAAGAGCCGAAAACAGGUCUAGUUCCUUCAGUGUUAAUCUCGAAUCUUUCUUUUGACCGGCAGCCCGCGUGGAAGCAGGUUGAACAUUCAUAGGCGUAAGUCUCGUCUACCACUUGCAAGCGAUUCGAUUUAGCUGUCUAUUUAACAAUUAUUCCUCGAGCCCAAAUGGGCUCUCAGUCAAUAGCCCAUGAGGCCGAAGGCCUAAUGGGCUAUUGACUAAGAGGCGAUGAGGGCGAGAGGAAUAAUUGUUUUAGCAAAAUCCAACUAGUUGGUCAAAAAUAUUGAGACAAUACAGCUUUAGCUAGCAAAACGCGAUUCAGCCGCCAUUGUUUUGGUUUUCAAAGCCUGUGCUUUUCGCUACUAGUGGACUAUGACAUAUAGCCUAUUAGUAGCUCAACCAAUCAGAACGCAGCAUUGAUAAUAGACCACUAGUUGGAUUUUGCUAAUUGGGAAUAUGGUUAGAAGUCAUGCGUGAGUGGCACACGAAAGGUGAAGCGAGAUAGAUGGGCGGAGAAUUGCGGCUCACUUUGCUCGCCCCUUGUAAAGUAGUGCGCACGCCCAAAUGAAAGACUUCCUCGCAUGCAGUCAUUGUUACUUAAGAACCUUUUUUUCUAAUUUUUGAGGUUAUAUAAUUUUUGUUAUAGCCGUUAGAGAGCUUUAGACGAUUAGCAAGAAUGGUUCAAGUUGUCAUACGUGUAGCACGGGCACUCAAAAAGUAAGUACUGACAAUACCUUAAUCGUAAGAUACUCUUUUCAUAUCUGCAUGAGGAUGAGAAAAAUAACUACCAACUAUACAGUUUUUUUUACAGUUUUUGUCAACUUGGCAAUAAGUGAUAAGCUAUUAUCCAGAAAUCCGCCUGCAGCUGAUAAAGUAGCCGAGUCAGUUAAACGAAUCAUCAUCAUAGCUUUUUACAUGGCAGGAUCGAUCUUUGGGUGCAGCAUCGUAAUUUUAAUUUACAAUUUGUUUACCACUACCCGGAGCACUUUGGAGUUCUUAAAACCUCAUUAAAACGUGUCCGUACGUUCAGCUCGUGCCACGCGAUCACCAAAUUUACUGAAACAUCAAAAUAACUUCUUUAAAACUGAAUUAAAAGCCGAAAAGAAUGAGCAAUAUUGACUGACUUGAAGAUAGGUAGAGGGUGUGGUUGACUUGUAACGAUCUCAAACCUUAUAUAUUUGUUAUGUAGAGAUGAAUUUGUCAAAAAAGGUGUGUCUUUUACCAAUUUGUAGUUUAACCCCUUAGUUAGGGGAAAAUAUUAAAAAAAAAAAACAAUGGAAAAUGUGAUGUAUUAGAGCCUUAAACAGAUAUCAAAAAGGCAAUACUAUGGAACUGAAUUAAUGUAUAAAAAUACACUACAAAGCAGAUGGGUGAUCUUCUUUGGCUUUUAAAUCACAUUUAUUGCCGUAAAACUGAAUAGGUUUUUAUUGUCCUCCUGUCUAUGGGAAACUGGCUUUGGUUAUAUUCCCUUUCAGUGACCCAAAGGCUGUGUUCCAGCAGGAUGGAAUCUGUAAGUCAUUUCUUGAGAUCAUGGAAGGAUACAUGGCAACAAGAGAAAAGCACCUGUCCGAUAACAAUGAAUACAGACCGGGCUUCUCAAGUGCUGCCCCUGUGUUUGAUCCAAAACAGUUUAAAGCCAAUAGAGAGGUCAGUAAAAGCUCCAUGUUGGACAUUAGAUCAUAACUGCAACAAUAGGGUGCUUUAGCAACGACGCGGGCGACGGUUACGAAAGCGUCACUUAAAAAGUGAAUUCGCUCUGCCUCAAACUUUAUCGCGCUUAUCCCAACUCGUUCAGUUCGUCAAAUGUUUGCAGUUUGUUCUGGAGUUGAAUUUUAAAAGACUGUAUCAAAGUUCAGGAAAAGAAAAAGGAAGUCGUUGUCUUAUGUUCACGUCUUCUGCAAACGUGAAAUAGUAGGCACUUUCAUGCUGUAAGGUGAUGUUACGCGAGACGAUUCGCAACGACGAUUUUUAACGCAACACAGCGUGGCAAUGGUGGAACAAUGUUGCAAGCAUUCAAAACAAUGUUGUAAUGCUGCGUUGCGCUAAAAAUCGUCGUUGCGAAUCGUUCCGUGUAACAUCACCUUAAAGCUAUUGCUUUUUUGUCGUUUUCGUUGUCGUCGGCGUCGUCGUUGCUUGACGUGAUGUUACACGAGACAAUCAGCAACGACGAUUUUUAGCGCAACACAGCGUUGCAUCAUUGUUGUGACAAUGUUUCGUAUGGUUGUAACAUUGUUCCAAUAUUGCAUCGCUGUGUUGCGCAAAAAAUCGUCGUUGCGAAUCGUUCCGUGUAACAUCACCUUUAAGCUCCCUAGUGUAACAACGAAGGCGAAGGCGUCUACACAAAAAUCUUUCACUGGUCGCACCCUCUAUAAAGGAACCCCUUCAGGAAACUGGUUCCUGGAUCCUUACUUAAAGAUAGAGUCUUAUGAGCCUGUUCUAACAUGUCUGACUUCCGAGUAUAUGGACGAAAUCUUAUGUAGUCGCCAUUCAAAUGAAACGACCUCUAGCUUUGGCAGUACUGUCAUGUUUUUUUACAUUCAGUAAAUGUUCUCGAACUCUCUGGGACGAAAAACAACCUUAAUGAGAUUUCUUUAGUUGACCCAUUUGAGCGUGAGUUGAGCAAGGUUUUUGGAUAGAACGUCUUUUUAUGGCAAAACAGCGGCAGGGAAUAACCUUGCUGAUAAUUAUUAUUAUCAUUAUUAUUAGAAAUUCGUACCGCGCAGUUUCUAUGAAAAUAUUCAACUGCGGCUCACAUAAGAAAUUAAUUAAAGAUGGAAAAUAAAACCUCCUAAUUUAAAGCCUUACUAAAUAAGAAAGUUCUUAAUCUGAUCCAAGAAAAAAAAAGGUUUAACAGAAUAGCAAACAUUUGUCGGCAGGUAAAGAUAAGUAAGGAAGUACAGCAGUUUUUGAGCUCAAGACCAGACGAAAGGACAAGUUACCAACUUCAAACUGUAAGUCUAACAUGCUGACAGAUUCUGUUGUAUCACACAGUGAUUGAGGGAAAGAAGGUAUUAUUUAUUAUCUUAAAAGCGGAUAAAUGCGGGAGUCAGAAUACAUGCGUAGAUGUUAGCCUCUUCCAGAAGUCAGAUCUCCUAUAGUGGAGAUGGCUCAAUAAGGAGAACUGGAGCAGGCGAGUUAGGCCCUCAAAUUGAAAGGAGAGGAGAGGAGAGGACACAUGUGUUACCGGGAUUACGAAAAAAUGAAGUGCUCGCUCCUCCCUUACACUCUUCACAGUCCUCCUUUUCGACCAGUUGUUUUCGUAAGAUAGGUCGAAAUCGAGCGAUUACCUCUAAAGGGACCAACCUGGUUUCAAAUAUACCGAGGGGGCGAGCCCCGGGAAUUAAAGUGAUGGGGAGGGAGGCGAAAAAUACAGGGACUGUUCACUCUGUUGUUCUCACCUCCUCCCAAAUCGUUCCCCACCACCUCAGUAGAUUUGAUACUCAUCCAAAGCUAGAAACGGCACAUUUUAUGACCAGCUGUAAGGGUAGGGGGCUAGAUCUUGACGAUCUUAUGAAAAAAUAGGGGACUGCAUGUGAACUACUCCUCCCUUGCGAACCCAAAUCAUCUUUCCCUCUCACGUUUUGAGUGUCUGCCAUGCAAGCUACCAGUAAGUAUGUGCAGGAGCCCAUCAUUUGAUGGGCUCCUGGUAUGUGUAGACUUUCAUUUUCUAUAGCUCAUGGCCUACCUCUCCUUACCUGUCCGCGUGUCUGCAAAACCAGUGUAAUUUAUGUUGAACAAUCCUGAAUUACUCCAGCAAAGGAUCGAGCUCUUACAUGUAAUUAAAAGGUAAUGAUCUUGAAUUUGCCUUGAUGUAGAUUCUAUACGCUCUUCAAACCCUGGAGUCAUUUUCCGACCUUCCUCUUCACAUGCAACAGGAUGUCUGCAAAGUUGCUUGGCUACAAAGGUAAUCAACGCUGAUUUUGUUAUGUCCGCCUUGUACUUGAGGUCCCUAAUUUCAAAAUGUAACCGUAUUUCUAUUUUUUACAAAAUUCCUUAUAGCUUGUACAGGGCGCGUGCGGGCUACGAAGUCGCCAAAGGAUUGACCUUUGCUCAAAUAACAUGUUGCUUGUCCCCAAACUUCUCAGAACGAUUUUCUUAUGCUCAGUAUUUCCAACACUCAGCAACACUUUGUUCUAUCACUUCUUUUCUUUUUUUUUUCUAGUCUUCCUCCUAAUAAAAUAAUCAUCAAACAAGAUCAUGUGGCAGAUAACUUCUAUUUUAUUAUAAAUGGAUCAGGUAAGUCAAGUCUGGCAUUUGCAGUGAUCGCUAAACUGACACCUUAACUAGGCAAACAUUUGAUGGAGAACCCGAGCACCUUUGAAAUGCCCUUAAUAAUACAGACGAAAAUCGCUUUCUAGUGAACCUGUCAUCUCAAGUAGAUAAUAGUUUUGCCUAUUAAAACCAGAGUUAAUUGUCUGGUAGUAUUUUUUUCUGAUUCUUAUUCUUUUAACUUUUCCCGAAUCGUAGUUACGGUGGUUUCAGAAAAUGACCCAACAUUGGACACUCCUUUCACUUCACUGGCAACACUCAAACGAGGAUCAAGUUUUGGGGUGAGUCAUGCCCCACACGUAGAGAAGUUAAAGAAUAUUAGAGAUGAUUGUGAGGAAAAGAAUAAAAAUCUAUCGACUAGAUGAAUGAACUUCGGAUAAGCAAAAGAAUACAAAAUGUAAUCCUUGCAGGCUUCUUAAACUUACUCCACUAAACUAAGAAAAGAAAAUUAAUUAUGAUGAACAUUCUGAUUAUUGGACCUGACGUUUCUUUUAAGGUCCAGACGCUCGGCUGGAAUAACAUACGUCACAUAGUGGAGCAGUUAAACAGGAACCUAAGGAAAAGCUAAGGCUUAUUCAAGAACCGCGGAAUUGAACCUUGACCUUUGCAAUUACUAGCUACAGCGUUUCUGUAAAAGUAUGCCUAAAACUACUAAUCGCUGACCGGUUUCAGCACCAAUCUUCAGGGAUCUUCACCAAAACAACAGUCGGGGGCAAAAUUCCCUGGGACAGUGGUACAAUAGAUACAAUAUUCGUAAAUGCCUGUAAUUUCAGGAUACCUCCAUAAAAAGAGUGCUAUACAAGUGCCUUGCAAUUUCUCCUGCGACCCCGUCCCCAUGCAAUAUUGACAGUCUGGGGAAAGAUUGUGUAUGUGGAGUGGAGGAGGGGGCUGAGCAUGUGUGGUGUGUGGCCAGAAAUACAAUUCAGUCGCAAUGAUUUUAGUUCAAUCUGGCUUCAUUAUCCAAUACUGAACUGGACCAUAUUUGGCUAACCUAGUCGUGUUUGUUAUUUUGUUUUCCAGGAAACCGCCAUACUAAAUAACUGCCGCAGAACAGCCACUGUAGUCAGCAAUGAUCCUGUGCAACUUCUAGUUGUUGGAAAAGAAGUAUGAAAAUUACUAUGCUUUCUGGAUAACGCGCCACCCUCUAAUUUAGCACCGACCAGAUUUUUUCUCAGCACUGCCGCAGGAACCUGUGAGAGCCCAAAUAAUCGCCACUUAGGACAAGGGCAGCGUUUUUUUCGAAACACUUGAAUUCAGUACUGUUAAGAGUGGUAAUAUAUUAUUCAAAGGGGCAUACAAAAGGUUAAACAUAUUUUCUUUAAGCAGCAACAGAAAUGUGUUCUUCAUCGGAUUCAGUGAUCGUUGAGAAUUGUAGGGAGACGAUGCUAUACGAUAAAACAGAGUCUCCACCGGAUUAGUGGCCCUGCCUAACAAUGCGACAGGGUAAAAAAAUUAACCAAAUGGUUCGCUUUCUGUUUUUCGCAGGACUAUAAGAGAAUUUUUAUGGGUCAAACGAAAACAGGAGAGGAACCAGCACAUUUGAAAUUUUGUAGGUGAGUAUAUAAUUUUCUUUCGAUUUCGUGUGGGAUUAAAGGAGCUUUGUCAAAAUCUUUUGGAGUUACUUUAAAACCCCAAAAACACAUUGGACUCCAAAAAAAAAUCCUGAAAUAAUUUUCAGGUUUAUUUGAAGUUACUCUAGUCUUCCGGCUAUUAGAUCUCGUCUUUUGCUUUCGAUGGCCAGGAUGGAAACUGGUUGCAACUUGAAAAAGUUGGUGGCCAACAUUUUUAACGUUUACCGCCCCAUGUGUUUUCGAAAACUGUCCAAAAACCGAUCGUGCAAGCUGCUUUUUUUUUUGUUUAAUGCAAUCGUUUAUUUUUGAUAUCAUUCUCUCAGACUUCAAAGUACGACAACUCACCGCGACAUACCCCCCUUUCAGACCAAGCUAGUUCACAGAGAGUAUAGGGUAGGGGAGGAUUUCACCCGAACAUGUGUUCAUUUCUCUUUAAACGGAAGCUACAACUAACAGAGCUCAAACUCCUCGGGCGCGAUUUGCUACGUGCGCAUCAAUCCAUCAAUCUAAGCCUGUGCAUGCGUCUCGACUGAUUCGAAAACAAUGAAACGCUCAUUGGAAUACAUAUUUUCUCAGGAGUUUGGAUUUUCUUGCUGAUUGGCCAGUAGAUCUUCUAGUUGCACACCCGGAAAACUGCCUCUUUCAUUACUUCAGGUAAGCUUUCAGCACGAUCGUUUUUUUUUUUUUUCGCCGGUAUUGAUUAAGGAGUCAUUUGUUGCUUAUGAUUGCCCUCUUGUAUAAUGGCUAUGGGUGGAGUUUUCUAUAUGUUUUAAUGAAGUAUUUGUCUAUUUCUUUUAAACAGAAGAGGAACAGUCAUUGUUAAAGAUAGCAAUAAAUCAGACUGGCUAUACAUCAUAGUCUCGGUAAGCAAAUAAUUUUGAUUUAAAUAAUUUUAAUUUGGCUAUAUCCGAGUUGCCAUAAACCUAUGUGAUUGUUUCAAAGCUUUCAAAGCAGGACUGAGUGGGCGACGCCCUUGGACCCACACUCCCGCACGCAGUUAUGACCAUUUUAUUCAUUCAUUAAUAUUGUUGCUAUUUUUUUUCCCAGCAGGCCGAAACACUUUUAUGAAUGAGGAGCCGAUAGUUAACGAAACACUUGAUUAGCGUGGUCUAAUAGAGGAAACGUUUCUUUUUGAAACGAGAUGUUCCUCAGCUUUCCCUCUGUGGCAUUGAUUCAAUUAAUUCUAUGCAUAAAACAGAACUUUUUAUCUUAAAUCGAAUUUUCUAUUUGUCCAUUGACUGCAGGGAGUUUGUCAAGUUCUGCUGAGACUUGAAAUAAUCAAGCCAAAAUUACACAACGUCUCUGGCAAAGUACAAUGCAGAGAGGACGUAUCAACAGUUGAUAAACUGGCUGAUUUGACAGAGAACCGUCAUCGGAAAACCACUUAUUCAGCUUCAAGGGCUGGACGAAGGCCCGCAAGAAGACAGACACAUCAAGGCGAGUUCCUUCUGCUCCUUCUUUACCGGUAUUUCAAUUCUAACGGUGUAUUGUAUCAUUGUAUUGUCAUCAAUUUGCUGAAAUCAAAAGUCGCCUAUUAAAGCAGUGACAGCAUAGCGCCUAGCUGGGUGUCAUUAAACGCAUGCGCAGUCAGUAAAAAAUCAUGCGUCAUGUUAAAAGACGGCAAAAUAACACAUCUCUCAGUUUCAAUGGAAAUGAUAAUGGGCUGAAGAUAAGGUAAAAAAAAAAAAAAAGAGGCAUUCGUUUGCCGAAUUUGAAUUGCACACCUCUCAUCUCCCCAUCCGAAGCAUUGCUAUCUGAAAGGAUAAGAAAAUCAAGCAAAGAAACUCUUAUCUAAAGUAAAAGACUGUCUCAUGUACAUGCUAGACGAGAAAAUCGGUAAAACAUUGUUAUGCAACUAGAAAUUUAUAAUUAUAUCGUUUUAAGGGAUGUUGCCGCGAACUUACGGGUCAACAAAAAUAACAAAAGUUUCCCGACGAGGGAAGAAUUCACAAUGUGGAACGCAUGCGCCCAUACGUGGUCUUUACAGCACCGACUCAAACAAUUGCUCUUUACCAUAUCAGUUCUGUUAGAUUUAACUGACGCUGAAAAAGCAACUGUGUUUGUAAACAAGGAGAAUUAAUAAAUAUUAUUAAAUGCUCUAGUUUAUCUAAGCUUUUCGCAAUUUGUUGCUGUUGUUGUUGUUGUCUAACGUCAGACGGGCGUUUUUCUUUUUGUUUAGUCUGAUUUCAAUUUCUAACUAACACAAGGCAAACACUUUCCACCUUUGUUUGACUAAAGUUACGGAAAAGCGGGCAACAAAACGUGCAACUUGUUUUGCAACAUUGUUGCAAAAACGAGUUGAAAAGCGAUGUUGGGCGUUUUACUACCCUGGAAUCAAACCUGUCUUGCAACAAUAGGUUGUUGCAGAAGGUAGAGAGAGUUUCUACUUCCUGCAACAAAAUCUGUACAUGUUGCGCGUUUUACCGGCCAAGGCAAACUUUUGCAACAAGUGACUAAGUGCUUUGCACGACGUGACUCCGGCAUAAUUCUUUCCAGUCAGUCAGUCUUUGUUGCAAGAAAGGUUUGAACGUACGUGGUAAAACGCGAAACAUGGCGUUCGACACCUGGAGUAAUGUUCCAAAACAAGUUGCCCGUUUUGUUGCUGGUGUUACGGUAGCUUAAGAAAGUUUAUAUUUUCUUUUUAUCAACAGCUUUUUCUAGUUCCCAUUCCACUCGCCAAAGGCGAAUCAAUUCUCUUCCUCCUGUGGUAAGUUGCUGAAACUAUUACAGGACUUUUGCAGCCCCCUGAAUUAGGAGAGCUUAAUGGCCGGGUGACUUAUUGAGGUUAAGCUAGGUUCACCUAGUCCCAAAACUUGAAAUGCAGUGUGGUCUUUGAUGAUGAAGUUACACCUCCCAGAAACACAGACAGAUCCCUAUAUAGUCUGUGGUUGAUUACAUAAUGCACUUGUUUUACUUACAUUGACUUCCAGUUUCCUGUCACUGAAGCAUCAUCUAUCAUCCCCCAUCAGCACCAGAAAAAGCAAACGGCUUUUGUACAGUUGGGAUUACUCCAUCCUAGAAGUGUGUUUGUGAGUGUUACUCUUCUGUGUUGAUGAACUGUGACUUGAACUCAUUACCAUCGCUACACAGGCCUGAUCAUUACAUGUACCACUUUUAUCAGAAAAAAAGUGCGUCAAACAGAGCCGACUUCAUUCGCCGUAAUAUGUAGCCCGUGUUUUUUUGGCAGCCAGCCUCUUUUGCAUUCAAUCUACUUGUCCUAUUGAUGUUUGCAUCGUUUGAUUGACAGAAAUCUAUUUCUAUAUGGUUUGAUUUCGAAGGUCGCUUAGCUCUAGCAUUAAAAGAAAUCUUAAGCAUUUACUUGAAAAGAGCAGAGCAUCCGCUGAUUUCCGAAGAAAGAAAUUUAUCAGAAUAUUAUUGUGCCCUAACCAUGUGGAAGUACCCCUCUGAAAAGGCGGACCUUUUCACAAGUAGUGAUUCACUUACAAUCAUACAUUUCCCUUUAUAUAGGGUACCUCUUUUCAUCCUCCUUUGAGGAGCAACUAUUGCAAACUGAAUCAGUGUCUCAGUCAUAAUAUACUACAAGCUAUCACUUGGAAAUGAUCAGAGAAUUGAAUUGAAGAAAGUUAAUUGCAUUUUUUACUUAUUUCCUAUUUUUUGCUUUACUUAUAAGGGUUUAUCUACACUUUUAAAUUUCGAGGAGGACUUUCAGUUUCUUCAGGAGCCGGCUAGCGUAAGCCUGGUGAGUCACUGCUGUCAUUUGAUGGCUUAAGUCAAUGGAACAAGCAACUAAAUUUUUCCUUUCCCCGCUUCGAAACUGAGAUACCGCCGGAAGACAGAUCGAGUUUUGUGAGGCGCUGUUGGUAUAAAGCCUAUAACCCAAACCUUCACUCCACGCCUUACGCUCGCACACAUUUUGCAAAAAAGUAUUCAAUAAUGCAGCUAACUGCUCAAAGGCAUUGAAAAAUGAACCGAAAAGGAAAAGGCAAACGGGAGACAUGAUCAUACUUAUUGCUCACAAGAAAACGUCCUCUUGAAGCUGAAAACGAGCAGCGACAAAAGGCAAGUAAACGCCGACUGCGGAAAUGGUCACGUGGUCAUCUUUGUCGUUUGCCUUCUUGCCGUUUUCUGGCUAUUUAUUCAUUGUCGUAAUUAAUAUCAUUAGAUAGCGUUGUCUUAACCUCCUCUCAUUCUCCGUUAUAGGUCAGUCGAGGAGCCGAGUGUGUAAUGAUUUCCAAAAAGUUCUUUAUAAAUCAAGCAAGCGAGCUUACCAAAAAAUGGAUACGACAUAAUGUAAGUAUUUACCCCGAAAAAGCCCCCCUGCACAAAUCAUAAACAACGAAAAUGGAGCUUCGAGGUUAAACCAGUUUCGAACGCAUGAAAAUUAAUAAAUAAAAGGUGGAUAACUAAAACUGCAGGCAAAUAUUGCACACGUUGCCACUUAAGAAACGGAAGCAAACUGGGCCGAAUGAACUUUCACAAAGACUUCUGGGUCUGCGGUUACUAAGCGGCUACUAAGGAUAGGGGAAAAUUGGCCAAUAGCCAGGAGCUGACCAGCGCGUCCCCGUUAACGAUCCCAGAGGUAAUUGUGGGACACAUUUCGACUCCAGAUCCCUUCUCGUUUCUAAAGUGGCGAAUCCAGGAGCCAGCUUUUGAGAUAUAAAAAUGUCCAGUUACCCUAUUUUGACCCAGACUUCUCGACACGAAGGAUUAAGAUCAGGGAAGCUAUUUGAGAAAGGCAUUAACCAUCAACAGAUUAUUUCAAGGCAGCAGCUCUAACUGGGAAGCUGUAGCUUUAACUAUAAAAUAUAUUCAAGAUUUUAUUUUCUUCUCAUAAAUAUUUCAGGUAAGAUCUUACCCUUCCAGAGAGACACUGCAGAGAAAUCUUCAAGAAAAAAUCAACUGGGAUGCGUACAAACAGGACCUUGUACAAACUAUAAUCAGCAGAUAG
Porites lobata is the source of this 13132-nucleotide messenger RNA. The record is from the annotation of a GenBank genome assembly. NCBI's taxonomy places the organism in Eukaryota, Metazoa, Cnidaria, Anthozoa, Scleractinia, Poritidae.